Echinops telfairi (small Madagascar hedgehog) is the source of this 950-nucleotide messenger RNA. RefSeq names its product growth hormone regulated TBC protein 1 (gene GRTP1). The transcript is spliced from 7 exons. The record is from RefSeq and is a predicted model, not a curated record. The coding region runs from base 1 to 699 and encodes 232 amino acids. NCBI's taxonomy places the organism in Eukaryota, Metazoa, Chordata, Mammalia, Afrosoricida, Tenrecidae.
AUGGUCUACAUCCUGCUUUGGAUCGACCCAUACGGAUUUGAAAGGCCUGAAGACUUUGAUUAUGCAUCUUACGAGGAGUUUUUUUCCACCUAUCUGGUAAUACUCACUAGAAGAGCCAUAAAAUGGUCUAAACUUUUAACAGGAAGUAGUCGUGUCCAGAAAAGUAUGAAAGUGAAGCGCUACAUCCGGAAAGGGGUCCCGUUUGAGCACCGGGCACGUGUCUGGAUGGGAGUGAGCGGAGCCCAGGCACAGAUGGAACAGAAUCCUGGCUAUUACCACCGACUUCUCCAGGGAGAGCAGAACGACAGCCUGGAGGAGGCCAUCCGGACAGAACUGCUGGGAAUGAACUUUAUCGCAGGCUAUCUGCUUCUCAUAACAAAGAAUGAAGAAGAAUCCUUUUGGCUGCUAGAUGCUCUUAUUGGAAGGAUAUUACCCGACUACUACAGCCCAGCAAUGCUGGGCCUGAAGACGGACCAGGAGGUGUUGGGUGAACUCGUGAGGAUGAAGAUGCCUGCGGUGGCCGACCUGCUGGAGGGGCACGGGGUGCUGUGGACCUUGGUGGUGUCCCGCUGGUUCAUUUGCUUGUUCAUCGACAUCCUGCCUGUGGAGAAAAUAUUUUCAGAACCCGGAAGCUUAUCCAUGACAACUGUCACCAAGCUUCGAGAGCGCUGCCGCGCAAAGCUGCUCACUCAAGGAUAAGUCCUGGUCUCCCCUGCACAUUCCUCCACUCGCACCGACAAGGAAUCUGCCGCCCGGAGCGGACACACUCGCCCAGUUGUACCUGCUUAACAUCCUAGCGUUGUAAAUACUGUCUACGCACGUUAGCCGUGAUCUCCCCACCCCGCCCCAAGAGCGAUCCCCAAUCAUGUCAUUCUAGGACUCUUAGGAGUCAUCAUUUCUAAAGAAAAAAGUAUUUUUACCUGAGACAACAAUAAUAAUAUAUAACACGA